CUGCUUUGGGGAAACAGAGUUGUCAUUCCCACCUCAAUGAGGACUAGGGUCUUAGAAUCCCUCCACGAGGGUCAUCCUGGCAUUGUUCGUAUGAAGGCUCUUGCACGCAGCCACUUGUGGUGGCCUGCUUUAGAUAAAGAUAUUGAGGCUAAGGUACACGCAUGCCACCUGUGCCAACGAUCUCGCCCAGAGAUGCCCCAAGCUCCUGUGCAUAGAUGGGAGGAAACACAGUCCCCAUGGUCUAGGGUGCACAUUGACUACGCUGGGCCCUUUCAGGGCCAGUUCUUCUUGGUCCUUGUUGACAGCCAUUCAAAAUGGCUUGAGGUUGUGCCUGUCUCAUCCACCACCACUGCAAAGACUAUUCAGGUACUGAGGGGGAUUUUUGCUGCACACGGGCUGCCAGAUGUCAUUGUGUCCGACAACGGCCCUCAAUUCACCUCCUCCGAAUUCCAAGCUUUCUUACAGGCAAACCUGAUUCGUCAUGCCACGUUGGCUGACUUUCUCCUUUCUUAUCGCACCACACCGUCCACUUCUACAGGGAGAAGUCCAGCUGAACUUCGUUGGGGGCGCCAACUUACUACUAGACUUGACCGGUUGCAUCCGGACAGACUGCCUUCAUCUACCUCACAUCCUAGGGCACCUAGACAACUACUUGUGGGUGCCCCGGUUUGGGCUCGCAAUUACGGGCCUGGUCAUACAUGGGUCCCCGCUUCUGUGUCCAGGAUCACAGGUCCUCUCUCCUACGAGGUUGCCCUGGACAACGGUCGUGUCCUGCGUCGGCACAUCGACCAA
Crotalus tigris (Tiger rattlesnake) is the source of this 792-nucleotide messenger RNA. RefSeq lists its product as uncharacterized. Lineage: Eukaryota; Metazoa; Chordata; Lepidosauria; Squamata; Viperidae. The record is from RefSeq and is a predicted model, not a curated record. Gene Ontology annotation, biological process: DNA integration. The annotation marks the transcript as partial. The transcript has 2 exons. Gene Ontology annotation, molecular function: nucleic acid binding.